Messenger RNA from Rosa chinensis, 672 nucleotides. RefSeq lists its product as uncharacterized. The record is from RefSeq and is a predicted model, not a curated record. The transcript has a single exon. NCBI's taxonomy places the organism in Eukaryota, Viridiplantae, Streptophyta, Magnoliopsida, Rosales, Rosaceae. The coding region runs from base 1 to 672 and encodes 223 amino acids.
AUGAGAUCUAUAAAUGACCACCAAUUUGCAGAGUUUCUUCUUCGUGUAGGUGAUGGGAGUGAACAAGUCAUCAAUGACGAAAUGAUAAGAGUACCAGAAUGCAUGGUGGUUCCAUGGGAAAGCGACCAAUCUAUCAAUCUAAUUAUUGAUGAAGUUUUCCCCAAUUUGGGUGAUCAUGUAAAUGAUGCAAGAUACAUGGUGGACAGAGCAUUGAUUACUCCUAUAAACAACGAUGUGGGCGUGUUGAAUGAAAAGAUAAUCAAUAUGUUUCCAGUUGAAGAAAUUACAUUGUACUCAUUUGACUCUGUUGAAGAUGACAUCAGAAAUUUGUACCAACCAGAGUUUUUAAACUCAAUAACCGCAGGUGGGCUGCCACCCCACAAGUUAACUCUGAAAGUAGGUGCUCCAAUCAUGCUUUUGAGGAAUAUUGACCCUAAAUUGGGAUUGUGUAACGAUACUAGAUUGUUGUGCCGUGGUUCGUACCAAAAUCUGAUUGAUGCUGAGAUACUAACAGGACAAUUUGCUGGGACUAGAGUUUUUCUACCUAGAAUUCCUUUGAAAAGUGCAGAAAAUGCUGGGCUCCCAUUUCAACUAACAAGAAAGCAAUUUCCAGUCAAACUGAGCUUAUGUUUGACCAUAAACAAAUCUCAUGGCCAGACAAUCCACAUGUAG